Molecule: messenger RNA, 1304 nt
Organism: Nezara viridula (southern green stink bug)
Lineage: Eukaryota; Metazoa; Arthropoda; Insecta; Hemiptera; Pentatomidae
Source: the annotation of a GenBank genome assembly
GAACAAGACUUGCCCAAUCCAGCUUCGUGUGGGUGCUUUGGAAGUAUCUUUCGCCGAAAUUAUUUAUUUAUAUUUAGUGACGAAUUGAUAGAUUUGUAUUAUCUAUACCAAGCAGGGGUCCCUUGGAGACCAUCAAGAGGGAAACAAAAAGACUGUAUCAUUACAUUACAUUUGUAGAUUCAAAGACAGCACUAUGUCAGACCGAAAAGCAGUUAUUAAAAAUGCAGAUAUGUCUGAGGAAAUGCAACAAGAUGCUGUUGAUUGUGCGACACAAGCCUUAGAUAAGUUCAAUAUAGAAAAGGAUAUUGCUGCUCAUAUCAAAAAGGAGUUUGACAAAAAAUACAAUCCUACAUGGCAUUGUAUAGUUGGUAGAAAUUUCGGCAGUUACGUCACUCACGAAACUCGCCACUUCAUAUACUUCUAUCUGGGUCAGGUUGCCAUUUUACUUUUCAAAUCUGGUUGAACAGUAAAACUGAUCUUUUAAAAAGAAUCCAGCACAAACUUUUGGAUCUCUUCCAUUUACAUGUGUUCUUGCCCUGACAUCUCUCCACUAUCUUCAAGAUUUUAUUGACUAAUCCUCAGUCUGUACUAAAUGUCUCUAAACUAUCCCAUAUUUGUGCCAUUCAAAGUGUAUUGAUGUUUGAUGUUAAAAGCAUACUCAUGAGUUUGUCUGAUCAUUAUAUGUGUAUUAUAUUUUUUUUUUUUUUUUUUUACUUUUUUUUUAAUAUAGAUUUUAAUAAACAUUAAGGUGAUGUAAUAUAAAUAUUUUUUAAGAGGUGAUAUUUCUUUUUUUUUCAAUUAAGAAUAAUCUUUGUUCCUUGUUAAGCAAGUUGAUGGAUUCAACUUGAGUCACUAGAUUAUGUUUCAAAUAAAUUUUUUAUGUGUGUUAGUUCUGAAUAAAAUUGUUUAAUAUUACAUCUAUAUUCAUUCAAUCCUUUAAUAAUUUCAAUAUAUAAUUAAAUCUGUGAUUUAAAAGACUUUCUGUUAAGUUUUAAUUGUUGAUUAUUAUUUAUAGAAAAAAAAAAAUGUAAUCAAAACCCUAUGUUGUUUUGAUUAAAAAUUUUACUUAUACCAUAGAAUAAUGUUUUGGCUAAAGCCAUAGAAUGACGGAUAGCCAACAAAAUUAAAAUUAAAUAAUUACAUAUUUGUUUCUAAGUAAUAAGUACAUCCGUAUACAUUUACAUUUGCAUAUUAACUGUACAUGUCUUUCUUAAAUAUGUUUGUACUUAUUUUGUAUGUAAGAAAUCUGCAAUGAAAUAAUUAAUGUAUACCAAAUCAAAAAAUGCACAUACGUACAUCUUCAA